AUGCGACUGCACACUCACUGUCCUGGGCUAGAUGAUGGAUGUAUUAAGAGACUGAUCAAUACGGUUAUUCCUGAGUCCUACACCCUUCUUCUACAACUUCUGCUGUUGGCUGAGCUGUUUGUGCAUUCAUCAUCUCGUCCCGUCAGCAGUGUCUCCCUCUGCAACACGUUUAAGUCAAUGAUCCCUCAGGUGGAGAGCCUGAUGCGCUUAUCGAAAAAGCUCCAUGACUUGACAGAUGAUGAGCUCAUAGAUGUAGUUGCUGUGGAAAACAGACUGGACAGUCUUCCUCACAUGCAUCAUACUGCUGCACAUUUCGACUCAGUGAAGGUGAAUGAGUCUCUCUCCCAGCUGUAUGUUUACACUCAAGCCUUCAAACUGCAUGUUGAAUGGUUGAAGACAGCCAAAAUAAAUGUGAGUUUGUCCUCCGGGUCAGCUGAGGGCGCCAACACUCACCUCCUGCACCUAUCCAGUCUCCUCAGCACGUCUCUCCAACAGAUCAAUGAGGAGGUGCCUCAGCUGCCGUCUCCCUCCCUUCCUGUCGUCUCCACGGCCUUCGAUGUGCUCAAGUUCUCCAUUGAGAUCUCCGAAAGGUUACAAGUCUUCUGUCACUGGUCAAAAAGAGUUUUACGGUAUCUUCAGAAAACAUCCCACUGUCCUAGACAUUAA
Molecule: messenger RNA, 666 nt
Organism: Scomber scombrus (Atlantic mackerel)
Lineage: Eukaryota; Metazoa; Chordata; Actinopteri; Scombriformes; Scombridae
Exons: 5
Coding region: 1-666 (221 amino acids)
Biological process (GO): positive regulation of cell population proliferation; positive regulation of MAPK cascade
Cellular component (GO): cytoplasm
Molecular function (GO): cytokine activity; growth factor activity
Source: RefSeq, a predicted model, not a curated record